This is a messenger RNA of Momordica charantia (bitter melon), 1527 nucleotides long. Lineage: Eukaryota; Viridiplantae; Streptophyta; Magnoliopsida; Cucurbitales; Cucurbitaceae. The record is from RefSeq and is a predicted model, not a curated record.
UCCCCGAAUUCCUCUCUUUCUCUCUCUCCCUGUUUCGGUUCUUGCAAUUUAUCUGAAUCUCUCUUUCGCGGUUUCGUAAAAUCGAAGCCAAACGCUGAUCAAAUUCUGCACGGAAAUGAUUGAACUGUUCUUUAGGUCUUAGCUUUCUGCACCUCUUCUUAUGAUCGUUUUGUCAUUUGUAUUUAUUGUUCUCGGUGGUGUUUUCGGCGUCAAUGGCGGAAGCCGAACGGAGAUUCUGCGUCGGGUAUGCCCUUGCGCCGAAGAAGCGACGUAGUUUCAUACGAGACUCGCUGGUGAUGCUUGCGGAAUCGCGAGGUAUCGAUCUUGUGCGGAUCGACACGGACCGGCCCCUUGUUGAUCAAGGAGCCUUCGAUUGCGUCAUCCACAAGCUGUAUGGUGCAGAUUGGAGGAGGCAACUGGAGAAUUUUAGGGUUGUGAACCCUAGUGCGGUGAUUUUGGACUCACCGGACGCGAUUCUGAGGCUUCACAACAGGAUUUCCAUGCUCCAGGUGGUAUCGGAGCUGAAGGUUGAAAACCACGAGGAGUCGUUUGGGAUUCCUAAGCAGAUUGUGAUUUACGAUAAGGAGACUCUAUCGGAUCCGCAGGCUUGGGAGGCCUUGAAGUUCCCGGUCAUUGCCAAGCCCUUGGUCGCCGAUGGCAGUGCCAAAUCGCAUAAAAUGGCGCUCGUGUUUAAUCACGACGGCUUGAACAUGCUUAAGCCUCCUAUUGUAUUGCAAGAAUUUGUGAACCACGGCGGGGUUAUAUUCAAGGUUUAUGUGGCCGGAGAGCACGUAAAAUGCGUAAAGAGGAAGUCACUUCCGGACGUUUCUGAGGAGAAACUGGAGAGCGUCGAGGGCCUGCAGUCAUUCUCUCAGGUGUCAAAUUUGACCAACCACGAGAGAGUUGACGAGAAGUAUUAUCAGAUGAUGCAAUUGGACGACACUGAGAUGCCACCAUUGAGUUUCGUCACUGAUAUAGCCAGAGGAUUACGGCAUGCGAUGAAGCUUAAUCUCUUCAACUUCGAUAUGAUUCGGGAUUCAAUAAACGGGAAUCGGUACCUCAUAGUUGAUAUCAAUUACUUUCCGGGGUUCGCCAAAAUGCCAGGGUACGAGAAGAUUUUAACGGAUUUCCUCUCUGACGUAAUGUGGAGGAAAGACAGAGAGGUGGUAAAAGCUUGGUUCGAGCACGAUGGCUCAGGGCCGACUGCCUUCGAUAAAAGGCAAGUCCACACUUGUGAAAAUGAUUCUAGAAAGGUUGUGAUGCUUACUUGCAUCAGUAAUGGGGACGGAGGAGGUUGAACGAUACUUGAAAGCUGCAUUUCCAUUUAUUUUUCCAUUGACUUAGACCUUUAAUCCAAUUGAAUUUGCCAAUAGCAGGAUGUUCUGCUUGUAUUCAAGUUCUAAAAUGAGCUGUAGUCUCUAGCUCUUAAUAUGGUGAUGGACAAACUGGGCAGUUCCUCUGUUCUUUUUACCUCAAAUUUGCGAAAAAGGAAAUCGCAUGCUAUAAUAUUAUUAAUUGUUGACUCUA